Molecule: messenger RNA, 331 nt
Organism: Symbiodinium pilosum
Lineage: Eukaryota; Dinophyceae; Suessiales; Symbiodiniaceae
Source: the annotation of a GenBank genome assembly
GUCGGUGGUCAGGAUCAGCAACAAGCCGGACCGGGCAGUGGAGAUCGCUGCCUCCAUUGACAGCGUGCUGGAGGGAAAGCUGGCCCUGGCAAGUUUGCGAUGGUUGGCUAGUGCGCGCUAUGUGCAUACCUUGGACGUGUGUGACGUCAAGGCCUUUGAGCAGUUGAAGGCUCGUGAGCUGAUGGUGAAGCUGGAAGGUGGCUGUAACAGCGUUUUCACCGAUGGUACCUGCGAGCCAGAGGGAGAUGCUGUAAAAUUCCGCUGCUCCGAAGGCGGCAUCCUGUAUCACGUCGACGAGAAGGGCCAGAUCUCGACCCGAGCCUUUGGUGCA